GCCUUCCAAAACGAAGAUGUCACUCAUGUCACAUGAGUCGAUGUGUUGGUUGUGACGUUUGGAUACAAAUGAGCCAACCAACCAAACCGAAAGAGAAGAGAAGAUAAGAUGGCCUCUCUUCUCUCUCCCGCCACGUCCACCGCCACCGCCACCACCACGGCCGCCGCAUGCUUCUCCGCUCCCACUCCCCCUUCAUCGCAAAACAGCCUUUUUCUCCUCAGCCGCCGGAGUUACAUGAUGAGAUGCAGUUUUUCCCCGCAGAACAUUCCUCUUGUUGAUACUCUUUCUCACCUCCCUGUUUUCCUUGAAUUCCAGAAUUCCCUCGACACCUUUUCGGAUACCCAGAAAUGGGGAUUCUUUGUGUCCUCUGGCCUUGUCUGGUUUUACCUCACGGCGAGGCCUGGUGUUCUCAUCGGCGCCAUUGACGCCUACCUUCUCGCUCCCCUCCAGCUUGGCCUCGACACUCUUUUUGGGACUAGGACGUUGAAGAGGUCAAAUUUCUUGGUCACUGAGAAACUCGGCGAAGGCUCUUUCGGCGUGGUCUAUGCCGGCGUCCUACUCCCCAAGAAUUCUAGUGUUGAUGAUGACGUUAGGGUCAGCAAGGCAAGAGCUAAAGCCAUGGACUUUACCGGCGAAUUCAAACAGAGAGUCAUUCUCAAGAAGGUGAAGGUAGGAGUACGAGGUGCCGCGGAAUUCGGCGACUACGAAGAGUGGUUCAACUACAGACUCUCAAGGGCGGCCCCUGAGACCUGUGCUGAGUUUCUCGGAAGCUUUGUCGCCGACAAGACCAAUACUAUGUUUACAAAAGGCGGCAAAUGGCUUGUCUGGAGGUUCGAGGGAGACCGUGAUCUCGCUGAUUACAUGAAAGAUCGGAGCUUCCCGUCCAAUCUGGAGUCCAUCAUGUUUGGUCGCGUUCUCCAAGGAGUGGAGUCUGUGAAACGUCGUGCUUUGAUCAUCAAGCAGGUAAUGCGCCAGAUCAUUACAUCUCUCAGGAAAAUCCAUGGUACCGGCAUUGUUCACAGGGACGUCAAGCCUGCCAACCUGGUGGUUACAAAGAAGGGCCAGAUUAAGCUCAUCGACUUUGGUGCUGCUGCUGAUCUUCGCAUUGGCAAGAAUUACAUCCCUGAACGCACAUUGCUGGAUCCCGACUACUGUCCUCCUGAGCUCUAUGUCCUCCCUGAGGAAACGCCUACUCCUCCUCCCGAGCCUAUAGCCGCUUUGCUUUCCCCGAUUCUGUGGCAGUUGAAUAGUCCCGAUCUCUUUGAUAUGUACUCUGCUGGGAUUGUGCUUCUGCAAAUGGCGGUUCCCACCUUAAGAUCUACUGCGGGUCUGAAGAAUUUUAAUUUGGAGAUCAAGUCAGUUGAAUAUGAUCUUAAUAGAUGGAGGGACAGGACUCGGACGAGGCCAGACUUGAGCAUUCUAGAUCUCGACUCCGCCAGAGGGUGGGACCUCGUCACUAAGCUCAUAUCCGAGAGAGGUUCUCUGAGACGCGGACGCCUUUCAGCUGCUGCUGCUCUCAGACACCCUUAUUUUUUGUUGGGUGGUGAUCAAGCGGCCGCUGUUCUUUCAAAGCUCAGUUUCAGCAAGUGACAUGCUUUUAUUCUUAUGUUGUAAAUGUUCACAAUAACACAACUCUGUUCCAUAAAUACAUAUUUCUGGUAUAUUCUCUGCUCC
Molecule: messenger RNA, 1674 nt
Organism: Capsella rubella
Lineage: Eukaryota; Viridiplantae; Streptophyta; Magnoliopsida; Brassicales; Brassicaceae
Product: serine/threonine-protein kinase STN8, chloroplastic
Exons: 4
Coding region: 109-1590 (493 amino acids)
Biological process (GO): protein phosphorylation
Molecular function (GO): ATP binding; protein kinase activity
Source: RefSeq, a predicted model, not a curated record